GUGACAACUAACAACGAAAACAGUGGAACUUCAAAGCGAUCGCUGGAAGUGUUUGUUGCAUCUACACGAUGGAAACAGUGGUAGACGAAAUUAUUACGGACAAGACUAUCAGUCCUGCUUUCCAAAGAGCAGUGUACCAGACAGGAUGGGUUACCGCUCGGGCCACCGAGAUCCAGCAGGAAUUAACACGGGGUGAAAGUAAACCUUUUGAUGAACUUGUUCUACAUUUUGGUGACCCUCAAGGAUUUGGCCAGCCACCAAUCACGUCUAUGAGACAGUUUCUAGCAUGUCUCCUUUGUCCAAAUUGCCUUGAUGACCCAAGCUACCCGGUAGAUGUAAAAGAGAAAGCUCGCAGAAUCCUUAAGGCAAAACGAGGAUGUACCAUAAGUUCUUACACUGAUUUCGUUGGAUUACGACUUGUUCGUGAAGAUGUAGCCAAAUUUAUCUCAAGAAGAGAUGGUUAUCCUGCUGAUCCAGAUGACAUCAUUCUAACAAAUGGGGGAUCAAUAGGCAUACAGAUUGGCGUGGAAGCGCUCGGCACCAGUUCUCUCAACGACAGAGGAAGGGCAGGACUCAUGAUUCCGGUUCCGGGCUUUUAUCAAUACACUGCCAGGAGCAUAGAUUUCAAAUUUUACAAAAUUCCUUACUAUUUGGAGGAAGAAAACAACUGGAAUUUUAACACUAGCGAACUGAAGAGAGCAUUAGACGAGGCCAAGCCACACUGUACACCGAGGGGACUGGUACUCGUUAAUCCAGGAAAUCCCACAGGCCAUGUAUUGACUUAUAACACCAUUAGAGACGUUAUCAAGUUUUGCGCCAGAGAGAAACUGGUUUUAUUCGCCGAUGAAGUAUAUCAGGAAACACUGUUUACGAAUGAGGUCCAGUUCCACUCGUGCAAAAAGGUUCUGAGGGACCUUGGACCCGAGUACAUUAAAUUUCAGCUGAUGUCAAUACACUCAGUCUCCAAAGGAAUUUAUGGCGAGUGUGGCUUACGUGGAGCGUACUUGGAGUUAGUAGCAUUUAGCAAAGAGGUCAAACGUCAAUUUAGAAACAAACUCACGCCACAUAGCUGCCCUUCAACGAUUGGACAGGCCGCCCUGAGUGCGAUGUGCAAUCCGCCUCAACCUGGUGACGAGUCUUACGAAGUGUUUAUUAAGGAGAAGAUGGCCAUUUUAGACUCGUAUCAAAGGAAAGCCAAGAUCACCACCUCAAUGUUGAAUUCUCUUGAAGGAAUAACGUGUAGUGAAGUAACUGGAGCCUUGUACGCCUUUCCCAGAGUUCAUCUUCCACGGAAAGCUAUAGAAGAGGCCAAAUUAGCAAAUUGUGGACCGGACGAGUUCUACUGCUGGCAGAUGCUUGAGGCCACUGGAAUAACUCCCGCAUGUGGGUAUUUGUUUGGACAGAAGGAAGGGACCCAUCAUUUUAGACUUACAAUUCUACCUCCAGAAGAAAAACUAGUGCCCAUGUUCGACAGAAUAAGCAAGUUUCACAAGGAAUUCAUGGAUAAAUACAGGGAUGAUAAUGAUAAUAACAAGCUGUAGUGACUUAACAAGCCAACAACAAAAAAGUCGCGGAAUAACAAAAAAUAAAAUAACUGGAAUGAUUUCUACCUGUCCAUUUGCGUACGCGGUUACAAGGAACCAGACUAGGAAACUUGUUAUUUAUUUAAACUUAUGCUAUCCAACUUAUUGUUGAUGAACUACGUUAUACAAUUGUAAAGCAUUUUCCCAGGCAUUGUCACCGCUGACAUGUGCCCUGACACGGAAAGAUAUGAAAGAAAUAUGAAAACAUGAAAAAAACCACAAACCACUGACA
This is a messenger RNA of Orbicella faveolata, 1815 nucleotides long. RefSeq names its product alanine aminotransferase 2-like. Gene Ontology annotation, biological process: biosynthetic process. Gene Ontology annotation, molecular function: transaminase activity; pyridoxal phosphate binding. Lineage: Eukaryota; Metazoa; Cnidaria; Anthozoa; Scleractinia; Merulinidae. The record is from RefSeq and is a predicted model, not a curated record.